AUGGCGAUAACUUUACCAACCGGGCAGCGAUCUCCCAUGAGGCCUACAAAUCCGACGACGCUCUUUAGCGUCGCCGCUGGAGCCGCUGCGGCAUGGGUCCUCUACCGAUGGUAUUCGCCCCCGAAGCCCGACCAGGAAGGACUUCCAUUUCCUUAUGAAGAUGCGGAGCGCGACGUCCAGAGGAAAGCAGAGACAUCGAAAUCGCCCUCUGGCGCCGCCAAAAAUACUCAGUAA
Molecule: messenger RNA, 234 nt
Organism: Aspergillus tanneri
Lineage: Eukaryota; Fungi; Ascomycota; Eurotiomycetes; Eurotiales; Aspergillaceae
Exons: 2
Coding region: 1-234 (77 amino acids)
Source: RefSeq, a predicted model, not a curated record